Phymastichus coffea is the source of this 1306-nucleotide messenger RNA. It is a transcript of the gene NC2alpha, whose product is annotated as dr1-associated corepressor. Gene Ontology annotation, biological process: positive regulation of transcription by RNA polymerase II; negative regulation of transcription by RNA polymerase II; transcription by RNA polymerase II. The record is from RefSeq and is a predicted model, not a curated record. Lineage: Eukaryota; Metazoa; Arthropoda; Insecta; Hymenoptera; Eulophidae. The transcript is spliced from 5 exons. Bases 178 to 867 code for a protein of 229 amino acids. Gene Ontology annotation, cellular component: negative cofactor 2 complex; nucleus. Gene Ontology annotation, molecular function: RNA polymerase II general transcription initiation factor activity; protein heterodimerization activity; core promoter sequence-specific DNA binding.
CACAACACAACACACCAAGGACCGAACAACACGCUGUUGCUGCGCGUGCCUAUACGCUACAGUGAUUAUACUUGGCACCGGGAGUUGACGUACCACUCCCGCGCUAGUGUCACAGCUUUUUUAUCCUUUCUUAUCGUCUUUCUUUUGUGGGUGUUAUCGAGUAAGUGUCCUGCGACGAUGCCCUGCAAGAAGAAAAAAUACAACGUUCGCUUUCCACCCGGACGCAUCAAAAAAAUCAUGCAAACAGACGAAGAGGUGGGGAAGGUCGCACAAGCAGUACCGAUUAUAAUUUCUAGGACAUUAGAAUUAUUUGUUCAUUCUCUAUUGAUCAAAACAUUACAGAUUACAAAUGCAAAAAAUGCAAAAACGUUAAGUCCUUCACACAUGAAGCAGUGUAUUUUAUCAGAAAGUCGAUUUGACUUUCUAAAAGAUCUAGUUAAAAACUUGCCAGAUGUUUCCACUCCUGAUGAUGAUACACAAACUUCUCCAGCUCUUCCACCAGCUAAUGUUGUUCCAACUAACUCUGCUGCAUAUACAUUCGCCUCUAAUGCCUCUCAGGCUGGAGUAGCUAAUGUAUCCAAAGAAGGCACAUCGAGUUCACAAAAUUCUUCAAGAAGAAAUUCAGUUGAUAAGGGAGAUAAAAAUAAUAAACUGGUAAAACCAGUUGAUAGCAACGAAACAGUAUUUUCAAACAAUGUCCCAAAGUUUAAAACGACUGUGCCUACAUCCUUUAAUGCUAGCCAACCAAAUUUUUAUACUGAAUUGAAUAGUAAUCCAAGUGAUAACGAUUCAAAAAACAGCUCAGUCAACCAACCAGUGUCGAACUUUUCUUGUACUGCCAAUAUUGAUGAAGAUUAUGAUACGUAGCAAUCCAGUGAAUAGUUUACAACAAUGUAAAAUCGUAUUGUAUAAAGUAUAACUUAUAUUAGUUAACUUAAACUGUAGACCUCAUAUUUAUCGAUAAUCUCAAUAGUUUCAAAUGAGUAUGAUUUGAUUGUUCUGUAGAGGAAAAUUAAUAAUCUACUUUGGACAUGUUAAUGUAUUGUAAAAUUUGACAAAAUAUCAUAAUUUUGUAAGAUUUACUAUGUAAAAAUCAAAUACCUGAAAAAUAUUGAUACAAAUAGUUCUUUUUACUUUGAUUGUGUAAGUAUUUAAUGAAGUCUGUAAUAUGCAAUAAGACUGCUAUAUCUUAUUUUUUUAAUACUAAAUUAUUAAACAAGAAUAUAUUUAUCCAAAUGAAAAACAAGUUUUACAUUUUAUUUUUUAUGCUUAAGUUAAGAUGACUUUUAAUAUAUCAUAAUUUUUG